Messenger RNA from Blumeria graminis f. sp. triticale, 519 nucleotides. Lineage: Eukaryota; Fungi; Ascomycota; Leotiomycetes; Helotiales; Erysiphaceae. The record is from the annotation of a GenBank genome assembly.
AUGCAGAUAUCCAUACUGUUCCUCGCCUUCUUGAUCAUGGGGCUUAUGUCGAUGCCCAUAAGAAUACACGGUGUUGGUAUAUUAACUCAUCGCAACAUCGGCAAUAAAAACUCGAAAAUGACAAAGAAUCCAACUUCUCAGAUUGCCAAUAACAAUGAAAGCAACCGGUUUCUUGGAGAGAAAAAUACCGAUGAUGUGACUAGCUUCAGUAUGAUGAACAGCAAUUUUCCCGUCACAAAGUCAGACGGAUCCCUCUCGGCAUCACCGGCUAAUCCGACUCGAGUCAUGGGCGGGGUAGAACCACCGAGGAAGUACGCCAAGAGAGCACUCGUUCAAGCCCCUUCAGGCUUUCAACUUGAUGGGAAACAUAGGUUUCCGUACUACAAUCAAAGAUCGAUUAGACGGCUAAAUGGACUCGUGAACGGUCACAAAAUAUUGUCUACAAAUCGACGACUUGGCCGGCUCAGUGUUCACCGUAAGCCUCAUCUUCCCAACAGGGUAAAGUCUAGCUCCCCAUAA